GUAGAUUAUAGGGAUCUCAACAAAAUAAUGGGUCGGACUCUCUCUCGAUCUUUUUUUUGCAGGGUUUAGGGUUUCGAUAGAUUGGAAUCUACGAACCUUUAGGCUUCCUGCAGCAUUGGGCCAUCAUUUCCUCUGUAUAAGAAAGAUACAUCCUUUGAUUAGCUUUGCAGGUUAAAGAGACUUUGAAACGAUGUCAGGAUUUCCAGGUUUGAGUUUCCUAGGCCCAAAAAGCAAAAACGCGGUUGUAGCGGGAGGCUUGACAGCGUUUGUUUUUGGGGUCUAUUUCUACACGAUGAAGGCUGUUGGUGGUACAGACGAGCUUCAGAUGGCUAUAGACAAGUUUGAAGACCAGAAACAAGUCGAGACCAACCCCAAGGUUCCAUCAAAAGUCUGAUCUUCGGAGGCUUUGAUAUGUCCAACGAUAAGUUUAUCUUUGUCUUCCAAGUUGUUGCUUUACGGCUCGUUUCUGACAUCAUUUUAGCAUCAGUGUUUGAGUCUCAAGUCGAAUCCUUAAUACAAUGGUAAAAUAAGAGAAUGGACUUCGUUUUGAUGUUCUUGACUUUGUACCUAAACGUCUGUUAUAAAGUUUGGUUAUCCAAGAGAGUUUUUUUGCCUGGGUAAGAAGAUGCAGGUGGUUGGCUAUUUGGACCAAAAAAAAAGUAUUAUGUUGUUCAUUCUGAAAUCACGGUCUUAUCUUAUCAAACAUUUUACAAAUAUAGCUACGGGAAUACAAAAUGUAUAUUC
Messenger RNA from Eruca vesicaria subsp. sativa (arugula), 744 nucleotides. The record is from the annotation of a GenBank genome assembly. Lineage: Eukaryota; Viridiplantae; Streptophyta; Magnoliopsida; Brassicales; Brassicaceae.